UCUCUCUAUAGAUUUACAUGCUAAAUAUAUCCCUUGAGGAUGGACCGUACAAUGGACUGCCGUUAGUGCUCGCCGAGUUGUGGUCAUGUGCUGUGUUUAGUGAUUUUUAUUUUUUUGUAAAAUGGAGCAGCUUAUUCGAAGAUAUUUAUUAUGUAGGAUAUAAAUCCAAGUAUGAAAUUAAUCUAUUAAAACUAAAAAAAUUAAACAAAUUUGUUUGCGGCAAUUGAGAUAAAAAAAACAGCAUUGUAUUGCAAAUAGAAAAAGGAGGCCAUGGGCGUUGCCGAUGAUUUUGCUCCGAGCUUUACGCAGAAACCUCAACUGCGUCAAGAAGAUGAGGGUAAUCGAUUAAUUUUUGAGUGCAGAUUAUUAGGAUGUCCCAAACCGGAAAUAUCAUGGUUUCGGGGAGAGACCCAAUUAACGGAAGAUCAUAGGACUAUUAUGAAAAUCCAGAGCAUAGGAACCAAUACGUAUACUGUAAUAUUGGAACUAGAAGACGUCGUAGAAAUGGAUGCCGGUCUAUACAAAGUUAAAGCUAAAAAUAAGAUGGGAGAAGUAUCAGCAUCAAUAAACCUGAAUUUUAGCCCUGCUGAUGAACCUCAUGAAAAACAAAUUGAUGGUAUAGCACCAACAUUUUCUAAAAAACCAUCUAUUAAGCAAGAAGACGAAGGAAAAAGACUUUUAUUUGAGUGCACUAUACAGUCAGAUCCACGUCCAAUAAUUUCUUGGGUUCAUGACGGAAAACCCGUAAUUGAUUCACCUAGACAUAAGCAAUAUGUAGAUAAAGAUGGACAUUCCUAUUUAGCAACUCUAGAAAUAAGAAAUGUCACCGUCGAAGAUGCUGGAAAAUAUAAAGUUACAGCAAAAAACGAGUUGGGCGAAAGCAACGCUACAAUCAGUCUUAAUUUUGACAGUGACGAAGCCCCUGUACCUGAUGACGGGAUUAAGCCCACAUUUACCGAAAGACCCAUAAUUACACAGUCUGAAGAUGGUAGUAUUGUUAUUAUAGAAUGUCGUCUGGUAGGAGAUCCAAAACCAUUAGUCAAAUGGUAUUAUGGCAAAAAAUCCAUAUCGGGUAAUAGGUAUUCCUCUUCGCUUGAUGUAGAUCAAAAACUGUACUAUUUGGCUAAGAUGGAAAUAAAAAACCCUACUGUAUCAGAUAGUGGUGAGUAUAGAGCCGAAGCGAUCAACGUUCAUGGUAAAUGUAUCGCUACAGCAAUACUGAAUCUAAAUGAAGAAGCUGGUGAUCUCAAGUUACCAGAAGGAAAACAACCAAGAUUUCCAAAAAAGCCAAUAAUUCAUCAAGAAGGUGAUGUUCUAGUAAUGGAAUGUGAAUUAGAAGCAAAUCCUAUUCCUGAAAUUAAUUGGUUUCAUAGUACAAAACUUAUGUCGGAUUCCGAAAAAAUUAAAAUGUCAAAAAAGAUAGUUGGCAAAGAUCUGUUUUUACUUAGAUUAGAAAUCACAAACCCAACAAGAGAAGACGGUGGAAAUUAUCGCUGUAACGCUUGCAACUUGUAUGGCGAAAGCAACGCAAAUAUAUCAUUAAACUUCCAAGGUAGCGAUGCAGGUUCUGGGAUGGCACCAUCGUUUAUCGAAAAACCUAGAAUUAUUCCUAAUGAAGCUGGAACACUUAUAACGCUCAGAUGUAAAUGUACAGCUAACCCUAAACCCAAAGUUACAUGGUACAAAGGUACUAAAGUUGUAACCGAGACAUCAAAAAUUAAAAUGCAACUGAAUGGAGAGGACAAUACUUAUGAAGUCCUUCUUCUUAUAAAAGAUCCAAUUGGCCCUGAUAGUGGUACCUAUAGGUGUAAUGUUCAAAAUGAACAUGGUGAAAGUAAUGCCAAUUUGAAUUUGAAUAUCGAGACUGAACCAGAACCAGAAGGUGAUCCACCAACAUUUUUGGUGAAACCUAGGAUACAAUCAAAAGAAAAUGGAAAACUUAUAGUAAUGGAUUGUACGGUAAAAGCUAAUCCUAAACCAGACGUAGUGUGGUAUCAUGAUGGCAAAGUACUAUGUCAAAGUUCAAAACUGUCAUGGAGAAUUGAAGAAAAAUCUGGUUCUUAUUACAUCUGUUUAGAACUUAAGAACCCAGGCAAGGAAGAUACUGGUUUGUACAAAUGUAGUAUAAAAAACGGGAAUGGUGAACUGAAUGCAAAUUUAACACUCAAUAUUGAAAUAAUACCUGUGAUCAAAGAAGUCCCACGUGUUGUCACGAUAUCAAAAACUAAAAACGUUGUCAUUGAGUGUCGCAUCCAGUCCAUAUUUGAACCCCAAUGCACCUGGAAGAAGGACAACACUAUUAUUAAGGACAACGUUUCAAGGCGUACAAAAAUCGAACGCGUGAAAGAUGGAGAAUAUUUGGUCCAGUUGGAAGUAAACAACGCUUCUUCUACUGAUAAGGGUUUAUAUAAUUUAAUUGCCAAGAAUGAAAAAGGUGAAGUUGUAUCUACCCCAAUAGAAGUCAAAGAAGUUACUGAAGAUAAAGAAGAAAAACCAACGAUUGGUCAAAAACUUCAACCGAUUAGCGCUGAAGUAGGAGAAAGAGUAGAAUUUGUUUCUACUUUAACGAAAAUUGACAAAAAAGUCACCGUCACAUGGUACAAAAACUCGGUUGUAGUAAGAGAGUCUUCGGAUACAACUAUCAGUUUUGAUGGUAAACGAGCAACCCUAGUAAUCAGCAAAGCUAAGUUGUCACACAGUGGAAGAUAUCGAAUUGUAUUCAGAAAUACUUUAGGAAGUGACGAAUCAUAUGCUGAACUUGAUAUCUCAGAAAAAAUGGAGGUUGACGAGGAAGAAGAAAAGAAAGAGGAAACAAAAGAAAAAACAACAAAAAGAAAGUCAUCAGUUACAACUACUAAAAAAACCGUGGAAACUGAAGAAAAUGAAGAUACUCCUCCGGAAGAAAAACGAAGGGCUUCUAUCAUAAAGAAGACUACCGAGAUGACAUCUACAACAGAAGAAAAAGAAAAGAGACGAUCAUCAAUUUUAAAAAAAACAGAUAAAGAACAAAAUGAAACAACAACACAAGAAGAAAAUGAAAAUAAAGUUCAAGAAAAACGCCGAUCGUCAGUACUUAAAAAAACAACCAAAGAUACAACUGAUAGUAAAACUGGAGAAAAGAAGAAGAUCAUAAAAAAAAAAAUAGACUACGAUAGUGAAGCAUCGAAUGAAGAAGAAAUAAUCCCAGGAUUCCGUCGGUCAUCCGUACUUAAAAAAAAAACCGAAACUGAAACAAUAGAAACGGAGGAGGAGAUAGUACCGGAAUCUCGUAGGUCUUCAUUUACAAAGAAAACUUCUAACAAAAAUAAUAUAAAUAAUCACGAAGAUGCUAUGGAAGUAGAUGAAAAUGCCUAUGAGAAACCUAGAACAAAUAAAAAUGUGGAUGAUAAUAAUGGUUACUCUUCUUCUCCUGAUACAAGUAUUCAGGAAACGCCAUUAAAAAGAAAAAGUUCUAUAAAAACUAAUAGUAAGACUACGGAAACUAUAGAAACAAGUAAGCCAGAAGCUAAGAAAAGACCCUCAGUAAAAAAAACCACUGAUGCAUUAGGAAAGGUCGAUGAUGAAAAUCCAACUGUUAAACGUCGGUCAUCUGUAAAAAAGACUACUGAUACUCUUGAAAAUAUUGAAGGCAGCUUAGAAUCAAAACGACGUCCAUCGGUGAAGAAACCAAGCGAUACGCUAGACUCUAUUGAUGAAAAUAAAGCAGAUACUAAACAGCUCUCAUCGGUUAAUAAGACUAUUGAAACAGUAAAUAUAAAUGAAGACCAAAAAACAGAAAUAACAUGUCGACCAAAUAAACCAGGUGAAAACUUAUCAACUGAUGAAGAUAAUAAACCAGAGUACAAACGACGAAGUUUAGUUAAGACAACUACUGACACUACGAAAAAAGUUGAAGAUGACGUUCCAGUAUCAAGAAGACGCCCAUCAGACAAUAAACCUAAUACUACAUUAGAUCAAGAAGACGAAGACAAACCACUUUUUGGACGCCGAACAUCAGUAAAGAAAACUAAUAAUAUUCUAGAAAUAGUUGAAGAUAAUAAACCUGACAACAAAAGACGAUUGUCAGAUACAAAAAUCAAUAAUACAUUGGAUUCAUUUGACAACAAAAAAACAGAUACUAAAAGUCAACCAUUCGUAAAAAAAUCUAAUGAAAUAUUGAAUAACGACGACAAUGAAUCGGAAAUUAAGCAAAAACCCUCCCUUAACAAAUCCAGCAAUACUCUGGAAUCUAUUGACGAUAAUGAGUCGAAAAGUAAUCAAAGGCCUUUAGGAAAAAAAACCAGUGACUCAGCACUAGGUUCAGUUGAUACUAAUAAACCUGAAAUCAAAAAACAACCACUAACUAAAAAAAGUACAGUAUUUAACUCAGCUGUAGAAAAAGAUGAAACCGAGGAAAUAAACCGUCAACCAUUAAUAAAAAAUAAAAUAGUCAACACUGAUAUAAAACCUUUCAAAAGUCAUAGAGAUUUGGUAAAUCUUCGUCCAGUAGAAAGAGUAAAAAAAGUAUCAAUACCAAAAGAAAAUAUUGAACCCGUUCAGCUUGAGAAAAAAAUGCGUGCAUCAAUAACUAAUGGAACAAGACUGAAUACUCCACAGGAUUCAUUUGAUGAUACUAUAAUGGAUAAAUCUAUAGAUGAUCGUACACCGGAUGUAAGUAUUGCUGACUAUUCUGUUAUGUCUGAAGAUGAAAAUUCAAUGUACGAACAACCAAGCAUAACUCUAGAUGCUCCAAGUGACUCACCAAAAAAAAGACAUGGUCGUGUACCAGAAAUAAAAACUCCGGAAACACCCAAAAUCGAAGUUAUGAGAGAUAAGUCUCCUGCCGAUUCCCGCAAGAGCUCAUUGGGAUUAAAUUCCGGACCAGCUGGUCGACGUGGUUCUUUAAUACCUCCACCUGAAGAAUUAGGAAGACGUCCUAGUUUAAUUAUCAGUGAUGAAGAAAAUAGAAAAUUGAGGCCUGGAGAGGUCCUGGAAGACAAAAAGGUUGGAAAAUUGCGUCCUGGUCAGGUUAUUGAUGAAAAGCGUCGCCGUCCUAGUACAGAAAUGCGGCGUCCUAGUAUUGCAGAACUUGAAGACAAGAUUAACCAGCCAUCGACACCGCUAAAAGAUGUAGGGCCUGUUGGACCACCAAUUAUUGUUGAUGCUGCUGAAAGUUACUCUGCUAUUGAAGAUCAAACGGGGUAUAUAACCGUGCAAGUAGAAGGUACGCCGGCACCAACUUUCAAGUUUUAUAAGGGUAUUACUGAAAUUAUUGAAGGUGGACGGUUUAAAUUCCUUACUGAUGGUGAAACAAAUACCAUAACGCUUUGUAUGCGUAAAAUAAAACCCAAUGAUGAAGGAAAAUACACAGUUACCGUGACUAACCCACACGGAUCGGAUACAGCAGAAAUGCAGCUAUAUGUGUCAGACUCAAGUGGUAUGGACUUUAGAGCUAUGCUAAAAAAGAGGAAGUAUGCUAAAUGGGAUAAAGAUAAAGGAGAUCCUGAUUGGGGUGAACUAAAAGAAACAGAAAUUCCAGUACCAGCGUUAAAAAAAGUUGAAAGGAAACAAGAAUCGUUUUUGAAACCUUUAGUUGAUCAAUAUGCUAAAGAAGGAAAAGACAAAAAAGUUACAUUUGAAGCUGUAUUUUCUAAAACUAACUGCAAGCCUAGGUGGUUCAUUCGCAAAGAUGAAAUAUUUAUUGGAUCUAAGUAUAAAUUUAAAAACGAAGGAGAUGUAUACCAAAUGACGAUAUUGGGACCAAAAGUUGAAGACACUGGCAAAUACACAAUUGAAAUCGCAGGAGUUAGCUCUUCAGCGUAUCUAAAUGUUGAAGAACCUGCUCCGGUGUAUACAUUUAUUCGACCAUUAAAUUCAACCACUGAUGGUUACACACGUCACGAAACAAUAAUGGAAUGCACAGUUAGCAGUAGUAUGGCUAUUGUUGGAUGGUAUAAAGAAAAAACCAAAUUAACUGACGGAGAAAAGUAUAAUAUAUCUAAAGAUAUGAGUGGUAAUUGCCGUUUGACAAUAAAAAACUGCGAACUGGCUGAUAGUGGAAAAUACUAUUGUCGUAUUGAAAAACAAGACGACAAAACAUCAACUAUGGCUAAAAUAGUUGAUUACCCGUACAAAUUCGUUAAACAGCUGAAGCAUCAACAAGCAACAGAAAAAGAUUCAAUAACGUUAAUAUGCGAGUUGGAUGAUGCAGCUGGUGAUGUAAAGUGGUCUAAAAAUGGCCAGGAUCUUAAAGCUGACAAAAGGAUACGAAUUGUAAAAGAAGGCAGAAAAAGAAAAUUAAUAAUUAAUGAAGCCAAGGUUAGUGAUGCUGGUAUGUACACUUGUACAUCAAAUGCCGAUAAAACUGAAGCAGAACUUGUUGUUAAUUAUCUUAACAAAUUCAAUAAAAAGCUGAAAGAUACAACUGGUAUUGAAAGGGAUAAGUGUGUGUUGGAAAUAGAAUUACAAGACCAGACAGCUCCAGCUGAAUGGUUUUUCGAUGACAAACCCAUUGUACCCUCAGAUAGAAUUGAAAUUAAAAAUCUUGGUGGUGGUAAACAUCAACUUAUUUUUAACAAACUGGAAAUGAAGGAUGCUGGUGAGAUAAUGUGUAAGUCAGGUGAACUUACUUCCAUAUGUCUAUUAGAUGUAAAAAAAGGAGAAGAAAAACCAAUUAUAUUAUUUGACGAAAAUGUAGAGGGACCAGCAACGCGGCCGUUAGUAUUUGAAGUUCCUUACAAAGUAAAUGGAACAAGACAGUCAAAUAUUGACGCAAAGCUCUUGAAAAACGACAAACCUGUAUCUCCUAAAGAUGUUGAAAUUAUAGUUCAUGAAGAUAAAAUUAUUUAUAAUUUGAAAAAGCCUUCCCAUGCGUUAUCUGGAAAAUACCAAAUUAAACUUCAAAAUAAUCAAGGAGAGGCUAUUCAAGAUGUUAACAUUAAUAUGCAAGAUGUCCCCUCACCACCUAUAAAUUUGGAGGUAUCAGACAUAAUGAAAAAUAGUUGCAAGCUUAAAUGGCAACCUUCAGAAGAUAAUGGUGGUUCACCUAUCACUCAUUAUGUCGUUGAAAGACAAGAUUUAUCUGUAAAAGGUGGAUGGCAUAAUGUUACUGAAGUCAAGGCUGAUUCACCUUUAAACUUAAAUGUAAGUGAUUUGACAGUUAAAAAAGAAUACAAAUUCCGUGUUAAAGCAAUUUCAAAAAUUGGAGCAUCUGAACCUACGCCUUUGGCCAAAACUGUUUUAGCUAAAGAUCCUUGGGAUGAGCCCGGUAAACCAAACAAUGUAGAAGUAACUGAUUGGGACAAAGAUCACGCUGAUCUGACAUGGACUAAACCUGAUAACGAUGGUGGUGCACCCAUUACAGGAUAUAUUAUAGAGUACAAGGAAAAAUUCGGAAAAGAUUGGGUAAAAGGAAAGACGUUUGAAGGUGACAUUACAUCGGCUACAAUUGACGGUUUAAAAGAAAACACCCAAUAUGAAUUCCGAGUUCGAGCUAUUAACAAAGCUGGUCCAGGCGAACCCAGUAAUACAACAAAACCAAUCAUUGCAAAAUCACGAUUUGUUAAACCAUGGAUUAUUGGAGAUGAUUUAAAGAACAUAAUUGUAAAGAAAGGACAAGUAAUCAAAUAUGAUAUUAAGUAUGGAGGAGAACCUGAACCAGAAGUCAUUUGGCAAAUAAACGAUAGUGAAAUUAAACACGAUGGUGACAGAAUAACAAUUGAAAAAUUCGAACGCAGCACACUGCUAACAGUUAGAAGAGCUGUUAGAAUAGAUAGUGGAAAAUAUAAAUUAAUAUUGAAAAACAGUUCUGGAACUGCUGAACGGACUGCUGAAGUAAUUGUUUUAGACAAACCGAUGCGCCCUAUGGGUCCCUUAAAAGCUGAAGAAGUUAGAGCCGACCACAUUACAAUAUCCUGGCAAAAGCCAUCAGAUAAUGGUGGUUCUGAAAUAACUAGCUAUAUAAUUGAAAAAAUGGACAUGGAGACUGGUCGUUGGGUUAAUGCCGGAGAGACUGGUCCAGGUAAAGAAGAGUUUAAAGUUACUAAUUUAACACCGAAGAAAAAAUAUAAAAUCAGAGUAAAGGCCAUAAAUAAAGAAGGCGAAUCAGAACCGCUUGAAACUUCAGAAUCUAUAAUUGCUAAAAAUCCAUACGAUGAGCCCGGUGAGCCUGGUAAACCAGAAAUAAUUGAUUAUGACAACAAAAGCGUGUCAUUAAAAUGGAAGAAACCUGAAUCUGACGGUGGACGACCAAUCAUACAUUAUGUUGUUGAAAUGAAAGACAAGUUUUCAACAGACUGGAAUGAAGUAGCAAAAACAAUUGAUAAUAAUCCAGAAAUUAAAAUUGAAGGGCUUAAGGAGAAAAUGGUUUAUCAGUUCAGAGUAAGAGCAGUAAAUAAAGCAGGUCCUGGAUCUCCCAGCAAACCAACAGAACCUCAUGUCUGCAAACACAGAAAUUUAAAACCAAGAAUCGAUAGAGAAGGAAUGAAAAAUAUUACAAUUAAGGCUGGCAGAAACCAAAAAUGGGUAGUUGAUGUAUCUGGUGAACCAGCACCUACGCUAACAUGGAAACUAAAAGAUCAAACAGUUAUAAACAAUGAAAGAAUAAAAAUCGAAAACAUCGACUAUCAAACUACUUUAACUAUAACAGGAGCUAUUCGUAAAGAUACUGGUGUAUAUACAUUAAUAGCUGAAAAUGCAUCAGGGAAGGAUGAAGCAACUCUCGAGUUUACUGUAUUGAGUAAACCAAGUUCACCACAAGGACCAUUAGAAGUAACGGAUAUUACCAAAAAGAGCUGUAAAGUGAAAUGGAAGAAGCCUGAAGAUGACGGUGGAAGUCCAAUCACUGAAUAUGAAGUCGAGAAAAUGGAUGUCAAUACCGGUAAAUGGGUACGCGUUGGUAAAGUACCCGCAAAAGAUAGCAUUAAAGAACCAGAAUUCGAAGUAACUAAUUUAGAAGCUGGAAAAGAAUAUAAAUUUAGAGUUACAGCUGUAAACAAAGAAGGAGAUUCAGAGCCUUUAACUACAACUAAAUCAAUAAUUGCUAAAAACCCAUACGAUGAACCAUCCAAACCAGGAACACCUGAAAUAGUUGAUUAUGAUAAUCAAAGCGUGACACUCAAAUGGACUGCUCCAGAAAAAGACGGCGGUGCUCCCAUUGAAAAAUAUAUAAUUGAAAAAAAAGACAGGUUUAAACAGAAUUGGGAGCCUGCUAUAGAAGUAUCAGCUACAGAUCUAACAGCUAAAGUACCAGAUUUAAAAGAAAAAUCAGAACUGCAAUUCCGAAUUAUAGCCGUUAACAAAGCAGGGCCAUCGCCUGCAUCAGAACCAACAAAACUUCACAUUGUUAAACACAAGUCAUUAAAACCAAGAAUUGAUCGUACAAAUUUGAAAAAUGUUGUGGUAAGAGGCGGAAAGACGGUCAAGUAUGACGUUAAUAUUAAGGGUGAACCAGCUCCUACUGUCAGAUGGGAACUUAUAAACAAAGAGACGGAACAAGUUAUAAGGGCUGUUAUAUCCGAAGCAAACGUACUAAUAGAAAAUGUACCAUACAACACAAAAAUCACUUUGUCAGAUACAACACGAAAAGACUCGGGUGUUUAUAAAAUUAUUGCUGAAAACGAUUUUGGAAAAGAUGAAGCUACUGUUGAAGUUACUGUUCUUUGUCCACCAACAAGACCUGAAGGUCCACUCAAAGUAAAAGAUGUUACAGCUAGUAGUGCUAAGGUCAAAUGGGAAAAACCUAAAGAUGAUGGUGGUAAACCAGUUACAGCAUAUGUUGUUGAAAAAAUGGACGCACAAACAGGACGUUGGGUACCUGUUGGACGAGUUCAAGAACCUGAGAUGGAUGUUAAAGGUUUACAAGAAGGUCAUGAAUACUCAUUCAGAGUGAAAGCAAUGAAUGAGGAAGGUGAAUCUGAACCUUUGGAAACAGAAAGCACGAUAAUUGCUAAAAAUCCUUAUGAAAUUCCCGGCAAGCCUGGAACACCUAAAAUCACAGACUGGGAUGUAGAUCGAGUUGAUUUAACAUGGACGGAACCAAAACACGAUGGAGGAGCUCCUAUAACUGGCUAUGUUAUUGAAAAAAGAGAUAAAUUGUCUACUGUAUGGGAUGAAGUUUUAACUACAAAAACACCAAUAUGUCAAGGUACUGUAAAAAAUCUUAAAGAAGGAAAUCAGUAUCAAUUCCGAGUACGAGCACUAAAUAAGGCCGGACCAUCAGAACCCAGUGAUGCUACUAAAUCACAUAUAGCUAAAGCUAAAAAUUUAAAACCUCUUAUAAACCGAGAUAAAAUGCAAAAGGUCAUAGUAAGAGCUGGUCAAAUCGUUAAAUUUGACGUUGAUGUACGAGGGGAACCACCUCCAACUAUGACUUGGUCGUUUGAAAAUAAAACUUUAGUAUCAGGACGUUUAGUAAAAAUUGAUAACGAAGAUUAUAAUACAAAGUUGGUUUUAUCUGACAACAGCAGAAAAAAUUCUGGAAUUUAUACCUUACGAGCAGAAAAUGCCUCUGGAGUCGACGAAGCUACAGUUGAUGUUGUUAUUUUAGAUAAACCGUCAUCGCCCGAAGGACCUCUUGAGGUAACUGACGUGCAAAAAGAUAGUUGUAAGCUUCAUUGGAAAAAACCUAAAGAUGAUGGUGGUUUACCUAUAACUGGAUAUCUGGUUGAAAAAAUGGAUACAACAACUGGUAAAUGGGUACCAGCUGGUUUUGUAGAUCCAUCAAAUACUGACCAUCAAAUAACUGGUCUUGAGCCAAAUAAGAAGUAUAACUUCCGCGUUAAAGCAUUAAAUGAAGAAGGAGAAUCAGAACCUUUGGACACAAAUGCUUCAAUUCUCGCUAAAAAUCCAUAUGAUGCUCCAUCAGCUCCAGGAUUACCUGAAAUUACUGACUACAACGAAAAUUCUGUAGACCUUAAAUGGGAUGCACCAUUUAGAGACGGGGGAGCUCCAAUAACAGGAUACAUUAUUGAAAUGAAAGGCAAAUUUGAUCCUUCGUUCGUAAAGGCAGCUGAAAUAAUAGGAAAUGUAUGCAAAGGUAAAGUUCCAAAAUUAGAACCAGGUCACCAGUAUCAAUUUAGAGUAAGAGCUGUAAAUAAAGCGGGACCAGGUGAACCAAGUGAAGAAACAUUGCCACAUAUUGCAAAAGCUAAAUUUUUGAAACCAAGGAUUGAUAGAACCAAUUUGCAAAAUAUUGUUAUGAAAGUCGGGCACACUAAAUUGAUUGACGUAAACGUAAGUGGAGAACCUGUUCCAGUUGUUACAUGGACACUUAAAAAUAACAUUUUAUCAACUGGAAAUUCGUUGGAAAUAACUAAUAUUGACUACAAUACAAAACUAAUGAUUGGCAAAGCAAAACGUGAACAUAGUGGGGUUUAUACGAUAACAGCUAAAAAUUCUGUUGGAGAAGAUACAGCAACAAUCGAUAUAACCAUCUUAGGUAAGCCAACAAAACCUGGUGGCCCUCUGGAAGUAUCAGAUAUAACAAAGAGUGGUUGUAAACUUAAAUGGAAGAAACCAGAAGAUGAUGGUGGUACACCAAUAGAAUAUUAUGAAAUAGAAAAGCUUGAUCCACUUACUGGACAAUGGAUACCUUGUGGAAAAUCUAGCGAACCUGAAGCCAAUAUUACUGGUCUACAAGAAGGCAAACAAUACAAGUUCCGAGUAAGAGCAGUGAAUAAGGAAGGAGAAUCUGAUGAUUUAGAAGCUGACAAAUUCAUUAUUGCCAAGAAUCCAUUUGACGAACCAACUAAGCCUGGUAAACCAGUUCCCACCAACUGGGACAAGACGUUCAUUGAUCUCGAAUGGUCUCCACCAGAAUCUGAUGGUGGAGCACCUAUUGAAAAAUAUAUUGUCGAAAUGAGAGAUAAGGAUGAAAGAAACUGGGUACCAGUUUUAACAGUACCCAAUAAAACUGCUGGCCGAGUUACCGACGUAGUUGAAGGUCAUGAAUAUGAAUUCAGAGUAAUAGCUGCUAAUAAAGUCGGACCUAGCCCUCCAAGCGAUGUUUCAAAACCAGUUAUUGCUAAACCUCGGUUUUUGGCGCCAAAAAUUGACCGAAAAAAUUUGGACAAGAAAGAAAUUCGCAGAGGAAAAUUCUUAAAAUUCGAUGCGGAUGUUCAAGGAGAGCCUGCACCAACAAUAAGUUGGAUGUUCAAUGGACAACCAAUUUUAUUUAAUGACAGGCUAACAAUUGAAAAUGAAGAUAACAAAACUACAUUUACUCUACAAAAAGCUAAACGAUCUGAUUCUGGAAUUUAUACGAUAACGGCCAAAAAUGAUUCUGGUACAGACAAAGCAGAAGUUGAAAUCAUUGUACUUACUGCACCAAGUAAACCUAAAGGACCACUCAAGGUAUCUGAAGUUACUGCUACUGGUUGUGAACUUAAAUGGCAGAAACCUGAUGACGACGGCGGUAUUCCUAUUGAUCAUUACGUAGUUGAACGGAUGGACACAGAAAUGGGUAGAUGGGUCCCAGUAUGUGUUUCUAAACUACCAGAAGCCGAAGUUACAGGUUUACAUGAAAACAAAGAGUAUUUAUUCCGUGUAAAAGCUGUAAAUGCGGAAGGAGAAUCCGAGCCUUUAGAAACAGAUUUUGGAAUUGUAGCCAAAAAUCCUUACAACGAACCUGAUCGACCAGGAAAACCGUAUGCUAAAGACUGGAACAAAAAUAGUGUACAUUUGAAGUGGACGCCACCAGCAAAUGAAAAUGGUGCUCCUGUUACAUCAUACAUAAUCGAAAAGAAAGAUCAAUAUAGUUCUAAAUGGCAAAAAGCAACGGAGUUAAUUGGAAAUAAAUGUGAAGGACGUGUGCCUGAUUUGGCUGAAAACAUGAAGUAUACAUUCCGCGUUAUUGCUGUUAACAAAGGUGGUAUGAGUAAGCCAAGUGACCCUAGUGACCCUGUUACUACCAAAGACAGAAAUGUUCCACCAGUUAUUGACAGAAGUACACUAAAGAAUUUGACUUUAAGAGCUGGACAACAUGUUAAAAUUGAUGUCAAAAUUAGCGGAGAACCUCCUCCAACUAAAGUUUGGUAUCACAAUAAAGCACGCCUUGACAGCAAAAAUAACUUUAAUGUUGAAUAUGAAGAUUACCGAACAAAAAUUUCAGUAUCUAUUGUGGAUAGAUCACAUACUGGCGCGUAUAUUAUAAAAGCCGAAAAUGACUCUGGUAAAGAUGAAGCAUCAUUCGACAUCACAGUUUUAGAUAAACCAGGAAAACCAGAAGGACCAUUAAAAAUAUCAGAUGUACACAAAGAAGGCUGCACCUUAAAAUGGAAUCCUCCCGAAGACGAUGGAGGCGUCCCACUCAGUCAUUAUGUUAUAGAAAAGAUGGAUACCGACACUGGUCGUUGGGUACCGGCUGGUAGAAGUAAAGAACCUAAUUUGACUGUAUCAAACUUGGUUCCUGGUCAAGAGUACACAUUCCGCGUGUGUGCCGUUAAUUCUGAAGGCGAGUCUGAACCACUUAUUGCUGAUCAUUCAAUUAUUGCUAAAAAUCCGUUUGAUGAACCAAAUGCACCUACUGCACCAAAAAUUACUGAUUGGGACAAAGACUUUGUUGAUUUGGAAUGGGAACCUCCUUUAAAUGAUGGAGGUGCUCCCAUUUUAGGUUACGUCAUUGAAAAACGAGAGAAAGGAACAUCCCGUUGGAUAAAAUCUGGUGAAAAUAAAGAACCAGUAACAAAAGGUAGAGCUGAUGACUUAGAGGAAGGAGUGGAAUAUGAAUUCAGAAUUAGGGCGGUUAACAAAGCAGGACAAGGAGAUCCAAGUCCACCAAGUGCAUCUAUCAUAACCAAACCAAGAAAAUUGGCGCCUAAAAUUGAUCGAAAAAACUUAAAAUCUCUAACUAUUCGAGAAGGUGAACCGGUUUCUUUCGAUGUUAAAGUUUCUGGGGAGCCAGCCCCAGAUGUUACAUGGUCAUUUAACAAUAAAAAUAUACGCAAUAAUAGCAUUUAUCAAAUAGACAAUGUACCUUAUAAUACAAAAUUCUAUCACUCUAAUCCAAUGCGAAACGAUACUGGAGUAUAUAAAAUCGUAGCCACAAAUAAAUACGGCGAAGACGAGGAAGAAAUCGAAAUUACAGUUCUUGCCAAACCUAGUGCACCUGAAGGUCCAAUAGAGGUAUUAGAUGUUAACAAAGACGGGUGCAAAUUGAAAUGGAAAAAACCAAAGGAUGAUGGGGGAGAACCAUUAGAAGGAUAUUUAGUUGAAAAAUUCGACCCUGAAAAUGGAAUUUGGUUGCCUGUUGGACGUACUAAAGAUCCUGAGAUGCAAGUUGCAGGCUUAAUCCCUGGACAUGAAUAUAAAUUCCGUGUUAAGGCUCUUAAUGGUCAAGGUGAAUCGGAACCUCUUGAAACUACAUCAACUAUAGUUGCUAAAGACCCUUUCACAACUCCAGACACACCUAGUACUCCAGAAAUAAAUGACUGGAGUCAAAACCAUGCUGAUUUGGUAUGGAAAAAUCCAAUAAGUGAUGGUGGAACUCCUAUAACUCAUUAUAUAAUCGAGAAAAAAGAUAAAUAUAGUCCGGUAUGGGAAAAAGCCGGUGAAACUAUGAGUGAAGAACCUAAAGGAACUGUAAAUGGUUUAAUCGAAGGGAACGAAUACCAAUUCCGUGUUAUUGCUGUAAAUAAAGCUGGUCAAAGUGAACCUAGUAAACCAACAGCCACCUUUAUAGCAAAACCACGAUAUUUGGCUCCACAUAUUGACCGACGUAAUUUACAUGAUGUAAAAUUAUCUGCUGGUACGUCAUUAAAACUAGACGCAGUUAUCACAGGUGAACCACCUCCACAUGUAGACUGGAGAUGUGGUGCAAUGCCCUUAAAAUCUGAGCCACACGUUCAUAUUGAAAUAGUAGAUUAUUACACUAAGUUAAUAAUACGACCAGUUAAUCGAGGUAAUAGUGGUCAGUAUACUGUUACAGCCGUAAAUAGUUCCGGAAAAGAUACUGCCACUAUUAAUGUUAUAGUUACUGAUAAACCAUCUCCACCCAUAGGACCACUACAGAUUUCUGAUAUAAACAAAGAAGGCUGUCAAUUAAACUGGAAAAGACCUGAAGAUGACGGCGGUACACCAAUUGAAUAUUAUUUAGUAGAAAAAUUCGAUGUACAGAAAGGCAGCUGGAUUCCUUGUGGUCGAACAGCCGAUACAGCGCUUGCAGUAACUGGCUUAACGCCAGAUAAGGAAUAUAAAUUCCGCGUUACUGCUGUCAACGCUGAAGGUGAAUCUGAACCAUUGGUAACAAAUAAAUCAAUCGUUGCUAAAAACCCUUUCGACGAACCUGGAAAACCAGGUAACUUAGAAGUGACGGACUGGGAUAAGAAUUUUGUCGAUCUAAAAUGGAUACCACCAAAGGAUGAUGGUGGUUCGCCUAUUACGGGUUACGUAGUGGAAAUGAAAGAUAAGUCAGGAACUUGGGAAAAAGCACUUACAGUGCCAAUAGGACAAACAACAUGUACUGUUCCUGGUUUGAUGGAGGGCGAACCUUAUCAAUUCCAAGUUAGAGCAAUAAAUGCUGCUGGCCCUGGAGAAGCUAGUGAACCAACACAAACUAUUAUAACUAAACCACGCAAUCUGGCACCACAUAUUGACCGCACAAACUUAAAUGACAUCAAAAUUAAAGCAGGACAAACUAUAAGUUUUGAUAUUAAAGUUACCGGUGAGCCUGUUCCAAAAACUAAAUGGGUUAAAAACCAUAGAGAUAUCCGAACAGGCGACGGUGUUAAACAGACACACGUAGAUUACAAUACUAAAUUAAUUAUUCGCAAUGCUACUCGAGAAGAUUCUGGAACAUACACAUUAACAGCAGAAAAUAUAAAUGGAAAAGAUACAGCAUAUGCUGAAAUUACUGUUUUAGAUAAACCUAGUGCACCAGAAGGACCAUUAAAGGUUUCAGACGUAACAGCUGAGGGCUGUAAACUUGCAUGGAAACCACCUGAAGAUAAUGGUGGUCAACCAAUUGAAAACUAUAUAAUUGAAAAAAUGGACGAAGCGACCGGUCGCUGGGUGCCUGUAGGCGAGACUGAUGGUCCAGAAACCAAUUUUAAUGUAAAAGAUUUAAUACCAGGACAUAAAUAUAAAUUUAGAGUAAGGGCUGUAAAUAAACAAGGAAAAUCUGAUCCAUUAACAACUAACCAAAGUAUUGAAGCUAAAAAUCCAUUUGAUCCACCCGGUCGCCCAUCCAAUCCCAUUGUUAAAGACUUUGACAGAGACUUUGUUGAACUUGAAUGGGAAAAGCCUAAAACUGACGGUGGAUCACCAAUUACAGGCUAUUUAAUCGAGAAAAAAGACAAAUUCAGUCCAAAUUGGAUCAAAGCUGUUGAAGUUGCUGGUGACAAAAAUAGUGGAAUCGUACCUGAUUUAACUGAAGGAACCCAAUAUGAAUUUCGUGUACGUGCAAUUAAUAAGGCUGGCUCAGGUGAACCUAGUGAACCUACAUUGCCACAUACAGCAAGACUUAAAAAAUUGGCACCACAUAUUGAUCGAAAUACUCUUGCGGAUAUAAAGGUUAAAGCUGGAAAUAUGUUCGAAUUCGAUGUUAAGGUAACUGGAGAACCUCCUCCAACUAAAGAAUGGUCAUUUAAAGGAAAUGUUUUAAUUAAAAAUGAAAAUAUGAGUAUUUAUAAUCAAGAUUAUUCGACAAAACUUAAAGUAAUUGACGCUAAACGUUCAGAUGAUGGAAUUUACUUCCUUGUUGCCAAAAAUAUGCAUGGAAUGGAUAAAGCACAAGUCAAAGUCACUGUUAUAGACGUACCGCAACCACCAGAAGGUCCAUUACACCCUACCGAUAUUACCAAAAAUUCAUGUGUACUCAAAUGGAAUCCUCCUAAAGAUGAUGGUGGAUCAGAAAUCACACAUUAUACUGUUGAAAAGAUGGAUGCAGAUACAGCAAGAUGGGUUCCAAUAGGAGAAUCUACCGGAACAUCGUUCAGAGCUGAUCAUUUAAUUGAAGGACAUAAUUACAACUUCAGAGUAAGAGCCGUUAAUAAAAUAGGUGAAUCAUCGCCUCUUAAUACGUUUGACAGUAUUACUGCAAAAGAUCCAUAUGGAAAACCUGAAAAACCAGGCGCCCCCGUCGCUACUGAUUGGGGAAAAAGUUUUGUGGAUCUUGAAUGGAAACCACCGAAAAAAGAUGGUGGAUCUGAUAUAACUUCUUACAUAAUUGAAAAACGAGAAAAAUACGGUCCAUGGGAAAAAUGUGCUACUGUAAAUGGAAAGAAAACUAAUGCUACAGUUCCCGAUCUAACAGAAGGUCAUGAAUACGAAUUUCGAGUGAUAGCUGUUAACAAGGGUGGCCCUGGAGAACCAAGUGAACCAUCAGAUGUUAUCACAUGUAAACCAAAAUUCAUGGAACCAGUUAUCGACUCAACUUUCUUGCCUGAUCUUAUUGUUCGAGCUGGUAAUAAAAUAAAUUACACUAUACCAAUCGAAGCAUCUCCUAAACCAUCUGUCAAAUGGAGCAUUAACGAAAUUCAAGUUAAAAGUAGUCCCAGAGUGGACAUUCAAAUUUAUAAUGCACAAGUCAUUUUUGAAAUACCAUUCUCACAGCGUAGUGAUACUGGUCGUUAUACCUUGACACUAGAAAAUGAUUUAGGAAAAUGUUCAGCAUCUGCAAACGUUACAGUACUAGAUCGUCCUUCGCCACCAGUAGGUUCAUUAGAUGUUUCUAACGUGAGAAAAGAUGGAUGCCGUUUAACAUGGAAACAACCAGUCGACGAUGGUGGCGCUCCGAUUUUACAUUAUGUGAUUGAAAAAAUGGAUGUAUCUAGAGGAACAUGGUCGGAUGCUGGAAUGACCACAUCGCUUUUCCACGAUGUUAUACGUUUAAUUCAUAAACGGGAAUACUUGUUCAGAGUAAAAGCAGUUAAUAAUAUCGGCGAAUCAGAUGUACUUGAGACUGAUAAAUCGACUAUUGCUCGCAAUGAAUUUGAUGAACCUGAAGCACCUGAAAAACCAAUUAUUACUGAUUGGGAUGAAAACUUUGUCGAGUUACAGUGGGAAAAACCCAAAAACGAUGGUGGUAGUCCGGUUACUGAUUACAUUGUACAAAAAAAAGAAAAAGGUAGCCCAUAUUGGGUUAAUGCUGUUACAGUUCUGGGAAGAGAAACAAAAGCUACCGUACCUGAUUUAUUCAAAGGACAAGAAUACGAAUUUAGAGUUAUAGCCAACAAUAAAGCUGGAUCUAGUCCUCCAAGUGAUCCAUCCGAUCCAAUUAUCAUUAAAAAUAGACAUUUAAAACCAAAAAUCAAGACUCCAUUAAAAGAUCUUUUUAUUCGAGCUGGAACCGUACUACAUGUUGACAUUGAUUUUAUUGGUGAACCACCUCCAGAGGUAACAUGGUCCCUAAACGGUUCGGAAAUGAAACCAGAUAACCGGACGACCAUAACAUCAAUCGGUUACCAUACAAUAAUGAAUAGAGUAAAUUCUAAACGUUCUGAUUCUGGAGUUUACAAUUUAUUAUUGAAGAAUGAUUCUGGAACAGAUGAAGGCUCAUUUAACGUCACAGUACUUGAUCGUCCCGGACCACCCGAUGGACCAUUAACAUAUGAAGAUGUUACUGCUAAUUCAGCUACAUUAUCUUGGAAGCCUCCUAAGGACAAUGGAGGAAGUGAACUAACGGCAUACGUAAUCGAAAAGCGCGAUCUAACUCAUGGUGGUGGAUGGGUACCAGCUGUUAACUAUAUUAAUCCUGCUUUUACACAUGCUACUGUACCGAGACUUAUCGAAGGAACUCGAUAUGAAUUUAGAGUCCGCGCAGAAAAUUUACAAGGACUUUCUGAACCUUUGACUACUCUUGAGCCAAUUAUUGCUAAGAAUCAAUUUGACGUUCCGGGCAAACCAGGUAAACCUGAAGCACUUGAAGUAGACCAAGAUCAUAUUAAAAUCGUAUGGACUGCUCCUAUGAGUAAUGGUGGUUCACCUAUUAUCGGAUAUGAUGUUGAAAGAAGAGAACGAUCAUCCGCUGGACGAUGGGCAAAAAUAACAAAAACCCCCGUUAAACAAACUGAAUAUGAUGACACCCAUGUUCAUGAGGGAAAACAAUACGAAUAUAGAAUAAGUGCAGUAAAUGCCGCUGGUUCAGGUAAACCCAGUGAAAUUUCGGACGUUUACACAGCAAAAUUAACAAGAGAAAAACCAAAAUUACAUUUGGAUGGUUUAUUGGGAGGUAGAAUAAAAGUUAGAGCUGGAGAGCCAAUCAACAUAAGUAUUCCAAUAUCAGGUGCUCCUACCCCCAACAUUGAAUGGACAAUAAACGGUGAAAACCCGCCAAUAACCAAUCGCAUUCUGUCCGUAACUAGUAGCAAUUUAACCAAAUUAAGAGUAGAUAAUUCAACACGUAAAGAUGCUGGAAAAUAUACCGUGACAGCUUCAAAUUCUUCUGGAAAAGAUUCAGCUGAUAUAUAUGUAUCAGUAGUCAGUUGUCCUAGCGCACCCCAAGGACCUCUACAAUAUCCUGGAACUACCCAUGAUACUGUUACAUUAGUUUGGAGACCUCCAGAAGAUGAUGGGGGUAACGAUGUCACAGGAUAUAUGGUUGAAAUAUCCGAGUUUGGAUCGGAUAGCUGGAAACCAAUUCCUGGAUUUUGUCCCAAUACAACAUUUACUGCAAAGGGAUUACAAGAAGGAAAACGAUAUGUAUUUAGAGUACGGGCUGAAAAUAUGUAUGGUCAUUCAGAACCAUUAGAAGGUCUUCCUGUAGUUGCAAAAAGUCCAUUUGAUCCACCCGAUGCUCCUGGACAACCUGAAGUUACUCAUUAUACUCCAAAUAGUUGUAGUUUCUCUUGGACUCCACCAGUUAAUAAUGGUGGUAGACCAGUGACUGGUUAUAUUAUCCAAAAACGUGAAAGAGGUGGUGAUUGGGUAAAAUGUAACAAUUAUCCCACUUCAAACACAAGUUUCACUGCUCAAGAUCUUAGAGAAGGCAAUCGUUAUGAAUUCCGUGUACAUGCUGUCAAUGAGGCUGGUACAGGAAAACCAAGCAAACCAAGCAAUCCAAUGACAGCAAAAGAACAAAAGAAGGUACCUGAAGCUCCUGAAGCACCAAAACCGGAUAGAAUUACUAAAGAUAGUGUUGUUUUAUCAUGGAGACCUCCAAGAUUUGAUGGUGGUUCAAAAAUAAAAGAGUAUGUAUUAGAACAGAAAAAGAAGGGAGAUAUUAAUUGGUCGGAAGUAGAUUGUCCAACUAUUUAUUCGACACUGUGCACGGUUGGAAACUUAAAAGAAGGUGAAGAGUAUCAAUGGAGAGUAAUGGCCGUAAAUGAAGAAGGUCGAUCAAAACCUAGUCGACCAAGUGUUAAUGUUCUGGUUGAAGAACAGGCAAAUAAACCAUGUUUAGAUUUAUCAGGCGUUAGAGAUAUCACUGUUAAAGCUGGUGAAGAUUUCUCCAUACAUAUACCAUAUGUUGGUUUCCCAAAACCAACUGCAACUUGGUUUAAUAAUGAUCAAAUAAUAGAUGAUACUGAUUCCAGAGUUCAUUCACAAUUAACAGAUAACUCUGUCAGUUUAGUAAUUAAGAACUCAAAACGAAUAGACGCUGGCCAAUACAGAUUACAAUUACGUAAUCAAUCUGGAUUCGAUACAGCAACUUUACAUGUCAAAGUAUUAGAUAGACCACAACCUCCUGAAAACUUGUACGCUGAUGAUUUAAAUGGCGAUUCUUUGACUUUAUUCUGGCAACCACCCAAAAAUAAUGGAGGUGCACCAGUUUCAAAUUAUAUUACAGAAAAGAAAGAAAUAAACUCUACAACAUGGCAAAAGGUAAGCAAUUAUGUAACAUCACCACAGUGUAAAGUACGAAAUCUUAUUGUUGGAAAAACUUACCAAUUCCGUGUAAUGGCUGAAAACAAAUAUGGCGUAUCAGAGCCUGCAAUAACUACUGAUCCAAUAACUGCUAGACAUCCAUUUGAUGUACCAGGCGCACCAGGAGCACCAAAAGGAAUUGAUACAUCUGAAGAAUCAAUUACAAUUCAAUGGACUAAACCCCGCAAUGACGGUGGUUCACCUAUUACUGGAUACAUAGUUGAAAAACGACUUAUCAGUGAUGACAAAUGGACUAAAGCAUCACAUGCUAUUAUACUUGAUACAACGUUAAAGGUGCAUAACUUAAUUGAAAAUCAUGAAUAUGAAUUCAGAGUUAGUGCAUUAAAUGCAGCUGGACAAGGACCAUGGAGUUCUUCAUCAGAUGCCAUUAGAUGUUGUGCUCCAGCUUCUGCACCAAAAAUAACUAGUGAUUUAUCUAUUAGAGACAUGACUGUAAUAGCAGGUGAAGAAUUCACUAUAACUGUUCCAUUCACUGGUAGCCCACUACCAAAACCAGUGUGGAGUAUAAACGGUGAAGAGAUCAUACCUGAUUCAAGAAUCAAGUUUGAAACAACACUAACAGAAACUAUCUUCAAAAAUAAAUGCGCCAAGAGGAAAACCGAUACAGGAAAUUACACAAUUCAUUUAAUGAACACUAUCGGUGCUGAUUCAGCAUCUUGUAAAGUACUUGUAGUUGAUAAACCAUUGCCACCUCAAGGUCCACUAGAAGUGUCUGAUUUAACACCAGAAUCUUGCUUAUUAUCCUGGAAACCACCAUUAGAUGACGGAGGCUCACCUAUCACAAAUUACAUUGUUGAAAAAUACGAGGUUUCUUCAGGAUUAUGGUCUAAACUUAGUAGUUUUGUUCGACCAUGUCAUUAUGAUGUCAUUAGCUUGGAACCAAAUAAAAAGUACAAUUUCCGCGUGAGAGCCGAAAACCAAUAUGGUAUUUCGGAGCCUAUCGAAAUGGACUCAAUGAUCACUGCCAAGUUCCCAUUCACAGUACCUGAUCCACCUGGCCAUCCACAAGUAUUAGAAUGGGAUGAAAUUAAAGCAACUUUAACUUGGGAACGGUCUGUACAUGAUGGAGGAUCUAAAAUCCAAGGAUAUAAAAUUGAGUUUAAAGAUCUUACUGAAGGUGGUACUUGGAGAACAGCAAAUGAUUAUGUAGUGAAAGAACCAUUAUACGUGAUUCAUAAUUUAUUAAAUGAACAUGAUUAUGAAUUCCGCGUAUUAGCUAAGAAUGCAGCUGGUUUCAGCAAGCCUUCUGUUCCAACAUCAAGUUUCCGUUUGAAAGGUAACGCCAAACCACCAUCAAAACCAGGUACACCAAUUGUGCUUAAAAUUGGAAGAACAUAUGCAGAUCUCAAAUGGGAACCACCAAUAUCAGAUGGCGGUAGUAAGAUAACUGGUUAUCUAGUCGAAAAACGACAAAUUGGUGGUAGUCCCGCUUGGGUAAAAUGCAAUGAUUACUCCGUAUUUGAUUGCCAAUUUAGUGCUAUGAAUCUAGUAGAAGGAGCAGACUAUGAAUUUAGAGUAUUCGCUUUAAAUUCUGCUGGAAGAAGUGAACCCAGUUUAUGCACCACGCCAGUUAAAAUAUGCGAGUUUGAAGGCGGUGAAAAACCAGAUUUUAUUGUACCUCUAUCUAAUAAAGUUGUUCAAUAUGGUAAACCAAUUACUUUAUAUUGUGAAGCUGUCGGCAAACCUUUACCAAACGCAAAAUGGUUGAAGAAUGGUCGAGAAAUAGCUUUAGGUGGAAGAUACAAAUGUGAAUCGGCUAAUGGCGUGUUCAAAUUACACUUCCCUGAAGUCUCUGAAAUCGAUGACGGUGACUACACUUGUCAAGCUUACAACUCAGUAGGUUUUGUUACAACUUCAUCGCGAGUUAAAAUUGGACAUCCACCAAAAAUAGAAAGAAUGCCAAAUGAAAUUAAUGUACCUGAGAGCGAAAAUAGUAAGAUUAAAAUAUUCUACAGUGGAGAUACAUUAGACGACGUUGUCUUAGAGAAGAAUGGCACUAAAGUAGAGGAAAACGAUCAUUUCAAGUCAACUAUUUUUGACGAUUAUGUUAUAUUAAUCUUAAGAGAAGCAAAGAAAAAUGAUGCUGCUAAUUAUACAGUAACCUUAAGAAAUCCAAGUGGUAAUGCUUCAGGAUCAUUCACAGUGAACAUAUCUGGUUUACCAGGACCGCCAAUCGGUCCAUUAGAUGUGUCAGAAAUUACAAAACACACAUGCGCCCUAUCAUGGCAUCCUCCUAAAUUCAAUGGUGGACUUAAGAUCACCCAUUAUAUUAUCGAACGUAGGGAUAUUAACUCAAACCAUUGGAUUUGUAUUUCUACCACAUGUAAGGAUACUCAUUUCUUCGUCCAAGGUUUAGCUGAAGGAAAUGAGUAUAUCUUUAGGGUAAUUGCUGUCAACGAUAAUGGUCUCAGCCCACCCUUGGAAGGCGUCAAUCCAAUAAAAGCAAAAUCACCUUUCGAUAAACCAUCAUCACCAGGAGUUCCAACGGUCACUGAAGUAGGUGGAGAUUUCGUCAAUCUUAGUUGGGAUAAACCACUUGAUGAUGGUGGAUCGAGAAUUCAAGGUUAUCUAAUUGACAAACGGGAAAUAGAUUCUGAUACAUGGCAAAGAGUAAACGCAUCAAUUUGUGCUCCAACACAAAUCAAUAUUGCAAACCUAAUUGAAGGCCGUCAAUAUGUUUUCCGUGUGUUUGCUCAAAACGAAGCCGGAUUAAGUUUGCCUAGUCAAGCAUCCAACACUGUAACAAUCAAAGACCCAUUAACUGCACAACCACCAGAAAUAGUGAAACCUUUACGAAAAAUUCAAGCGGUUCAAAAUCAGAACGCUCAAUUCCAAUGUGUUAUAACUGGAGUGCCUAAACCUACUAUAACUUGGUAUAAGGGUGCACGGGAAAUAACUCCUAGUGCACGACAUCACAUGUUCCACGAAGGAGAUACUUAUACCCUUAUCAUAAAUGGAGUAUAUGGAGCUGACUCAGAUGAGUACGUGUGUAGAGCAAGCAAUAAAGGUGGUAUUAAAUCAACUCGCGGAGAACUAUUAAUAAUGACACCUCCAAAAUUGAAUGUCCCCCCAAGAUUCAGAGACACCGCGUUCUUCGAUAAAGGUGAAAAUGUAGUAAUCAAAAUUCCGUUCACUGGAUUUCCCAAACCAAAAAUCACUUGGUAUCGUGAAAAUGAAGUUAUUGAAUCUGGUAGUCAUUUUGCCGUAGAAGUUUCAGAAAGACAUGCAAUUUUAACAAUAAGAGAUGUGAGCAAAUAUGAUACUUCACCUUAUCGUGUAUUAGCAGAAAAUGACUUAGGCGUGGAUAGUGCAAUAAUAAAGAUACAGAUUAGUGAUCAUCCUGAUCCUCCAACUAACUUAUCCGUCGAGGAUAUUGGUCAAGAUUCAUUGGUACUAAGUUGGACACCACCAAUUUGGGACGGAGGAUCAAACAUCACCAACUAUUUGAUAGAAAAACGUGAGAUUCCAAUGAGCAGUUGGAUACGUGUGAGCAAUACACGAUUUACUUCCUCUGCUGUAGCUGGUUUAAGUCCAGGACACGAAUAUGAGUUCAGGGUAUACGCAGAAAAUGUGUAUGGAAGAAGUAAACCUAGUGAUAUUUCAACCACGAUAAAAACUAAAGAAUCAUUAAAGAAAGCACCAAAAACUCAACGAUAUGAAUUUGAUGAGAAUGGUAAAAAAAUACGAGGCAAAGCAGAUGGAAAUAUUAAAGACUAUGAUCAAUAUGUGUUUGACAUUUAUUCUAAAUACGUACCGCAACCUGUAGAUAUAAAAACUCAAUCUGUGUAUGACGACUAUGAUAUACUCGAGGAAAUUGGAACUGGAGCUUUUGGUGUUGUACAUCGCUGCCGCGAAAGAAAAACUGGCCACAUUUUUGCAGCUAAAUUUAUACCAAUAUCACAUAACGUAGAAAGAGAGCUCAUCAGACGUGAAAUUGAUAUUAUGAAUCAAUUACAUCAUCCUAAAUUGAUAAACUUACAUGAUGCAUUUGAAGAUGAAGAUGAAAUGGUUUUAAUAUUUGAAUUCUUAUCUGGAGGUGAAUUAUUCGAAAGAAUCACAUCAGAAGGAUACAGUAUGUCUGAGGCAGAAGUUAUUAAUUACAUGCGCCAGAUAUGCGAAGCCAUUAAGCAUAUGCAUGAGAAAAAUAUCAUUCAUUUAGAUAUAAAACCUGAAAACAUCAUGUGUCAAACUAAAAGAAGUUCCAAUGUGAAGCUUAUUGACUUUGGUCUAGCCACUAAACUAGACCCUAAUGAAAUUGUCAAAAUUUCAACAGGAACUGCCGAAUUUGCUGCUCCUGAAAUCGUUGAAAGAGAACCUGUUGGUUUUUAUACAGACAUGUGGGCUUGCGGUGUUUUAGCCUACGUGCUUUUAAGUGGUCUUUCGCCAUUUGCUGGUGAAAAUGACGUCGAAACAUUAAAAAAUGUAAAGGCUUGUGAUUGGGACUUUGAUGAAGAAACAUUUGCCCAUAUUUCAGACGAAGGCAAGGAUUUUAUUAGAAAACUUUUAAUCAAAAACAAAGAAAAAAGAAUGACUGCUCACGAGUGUCUAAUGCAUCCAUGGUUGAUGGGAGAUCAUUCCGAUAGAACCACCACUAUUAACAAGUCUAAUUUCAUUAAAAUGAGAGACCAAAUAAGGCAAAAAUAUAAGGACUGGGAUUCAUUUGCUCUGCCUCUUGGUAGAAUUGCUGAAUAUAGUGCUCUUAGAAAACUUAUGGUAGAAAAAUACAAAAUAUUUGAAACUUCAUUCGACCGAAGACAGGCUGCUCCGCGAUUUGUAAUCAAACCUCAAAGUGCAUUCUGUUAUGAAGGACAGAGCGUGAAAUUCACAUGCAGAGUUAUUGCUGUAGCCCAUCCUACGCUAUCGUGGUAUCAUAAUAACGACGAACUCAGACAAAGUGUGAAGUUUAUGAAACGGUACGCUGGUGAAGAUUACACGUUCAUUAUAAAUAGGGUCAAAUUAGAUGAUAGAGGCGAAUAUAUUAUCAGAGCAGAAAAUACUUAUGGAUAUAGAGAAGAAGUCGUUUUUCUUAAUGUACAACCUUUGCCUAAAGCUGCACCUAUAUAUAGACCUGAAGUACAACAAAUUAGAAGACGAGAACCAUUAGCUCAUACGUAUUAUAUUGAAGAAAAAGAAAGUGCACCAAACUUUACAUUCUUGUUACGUCCUCGUGUUAUUCAAAUACACCAGACUUGCAAGUUACUCUGCUGUCUCAGUGGAGCACCCAUUCCAACCAUCAAAUGGUAUAAGGGAACAAAAGAACUAUCAAAACACGAGUAUACUAUUACACAUACAGAUGGUGUUAUUACUUUAGAAAUAGUUGACUGCAAACCAGAAGAUUCAGGAAAAUAUCGUUGUGUUGCCACAAACAAACACGGAACAGAUGAAACUAGCUGUGUAGUAAUUGUAGAAGGUAGCGAUCAAACUGAAGAACAAGCUCAAUUAUCACAUAAUUUACUUCACUCAGGAGAUCGCAGGUACCAUCAUCAACAUCAUAGAGAAGCUCCAAAAGUGAUAACCAAACGUACAGCAAUUACGUCAAACGUUCACGGUGAUAGUUCAGUUUCAUCAAGCAGAACUGUUGCUGACAAUUUAUCAACGAAAAUUAGUAACACUACAUUUAGUUCAUCAGAUAAUAAGAGUAUCAAAAAAUAUGGUCAAAAACUGGACGCAGCAGGCAGUCCGUCUCGAUCACGUAGCGCCACUAAAGAAUUAAGAUUAACUCCAGAUGAAAACAUGUGUCCACCAGACUUUUCUAGUCGUUUAGUUGACACAACAGUAAAUGACGGACAACCUUUAGAGUUCAUUUGUAAAGUCAGUGGAGAUCCUGAACCACAAAUUUCAUGGCUCAAAAAUGGAAAGAUAAUAAGUUCAUCUGAUGUGUUGGACUUGAAAUAUAGAAAUAAAGUUGCUUCAUUAAAAAUAAACGAAGUAUUCCCUGAAGAUGCAGGAGAAUAUGUUUGCAAAGCAACUAAUUCCUUAGGUAGUAAGGAAACAUCUUGCAAACUUACAAUAAAAGCUGUGGAAAUAUCAAAUAGCAAAAACAAAAAUGAUUCUCCACCAGUAAUUGCAAGUCAUUUGACUUCAGCUGUUGUAACUGAUGGUGAUGCUGUUACGCUUCAAUGUCAAAUUAUUGGAUCCAACAAAUUUGAUGUCGUUUGGUUACACAAUUACAAAGAAAUUAAACCUAGCAAAGACUUUGAAUAUGGAAACAUAGCCAACGUUUACACAUUGAAAAUUGCCGAAAUUUUCCCAGAAGAUUCUGGUACAUAUACCUGUGAAGCAUUCAAUGACGCUGGAGAAGCUUUCAGCAGUUGUACACUUGUGGUUCUAGCUCCUAAUGAAAAACCUAAAAGUAUAACAUUUGAAAAAUUCCCCAAGUCUGUCACAUCUCAAGAAAAAGAAAGUAUUGAUGUAGAUUGUGUAAUUAAAGGAAAUCCAUCUGAAGUUACAUGGUAUAAAGAUGGGAUACCCGUCGGUCAAGAUUCAGCCAUCUACCAAACGACCAAAUUGGACAAUAACUACAAAAUUAAAAUCCUAAGAGCUAGUCAAGAUGAUAUAGGUCAAUAUGUAAUAGAGGCUAAAGAUAAAAAAGGUGCACACGCUGCAGCAGCAUUUUCUGUCAAUUUAGCUCUUUUAUCAGAAUAAAUAUACGGUAUGUUUAAUUAUAAAAUAUUUCAACAUAAAGUUAUAAUUAAAAAUACAUUAUAAAGUUAAAUUUAUUGUAGAACUGCCAUUUUAACCUCUAUUGUCUCUAUGCAUACCACCAGCAUAAUACUAGUAAUUUUAAUAUAAAAAAAAUUGAUUUACAAUGUAUAUUUCCAUUUUCUACUAUGUAUAGUAUAUAUUAUUACAAAGAUUGUAAGUAUAAAUUAAAAUGUAUGAAGAUAAACAAAUUCUUGAAAUACUAAUAACGUAAAAUAUUUCAUUUGAUGCAAGUUAAUGUGCUUAGUUUUCUGAAUAACAAGUUAUAAUUUAUAAUUUCGUGUAAAGAAUAUCAAAUAUAUAUUUGUUAUUGGUAAAUUAAAGGUUACUACCUUGCAGUUAUAUUAUUUUUGUUAAAUUAAAUCAGUAUAACAUCUUAUCAUUUUAUUGAAUAAAAAAAUCACUAAACGCAGCGUAAUAUAAUUUAAAGAGUAUACCUUUAAUUUAACACUAGCAACUGGAAAUAAUUUGUAACUUAUAUUAAAUGUAUAAAAUUAAUGUUGUUAAACUUAUAAAUUAACCUAUAAUGUUCAGUAUCUUUAUAAUGAUGAUGAAUAAAUAAAAUCAAUAUUUUAAUAAAAAUCAAACCAAUUAUUGAAAGGAUUAAUGACUAAUAUUUGUUAAGAUAUUACUUAUUAUUGUUAUUUUUUAUUAAGAUAUAUAAAAAUUAAGUUAUUCAAAUUAUUUAUAUGAAUUUUUUGUUUUAUUAUGUUGUUUAUUUUUGAGAUUUAGUGUUUAGCUUUUUAAGUAGAUUUUUUUUAUUUGCAAAUAUUAACUUCAUAAAUUACUAUAACGUAAGGAUAUAAUUGUUAGUUUUGAAUUACAAUUUGCUCUGUUUAUUUUAGGUCCUAAUUAGUUAAAUAACACGUUCAAUGAAAAAUGAAAAAGUGUGUAAUUAUUUGUUCACCAAUAUACAGAGUAAUUCUGAACCAAA
Messenger RNA from Daktulosphaira vitifoliae (grape phylloxera), 28435 nucleotides. It is a transcript of the gene bent, whose product is annotated as twitchin. The transcript has 156 exons. Gene Ontology annotation, molecular function: protein kinase activity; protein binding; ATP binding. NCBI's taxonomy places the organism in Eukaryota, Metazoa, Arthropoda, Insecta, Hemiptera, Phylloxeridae. The record is from RefSeq and is a predicted model, not a curated record. The coding region runs from base 271 to 27444 and encodes 9057 amino acids. Gene Ontology annotation, biological process: protein phosphorylation.